This is a messenger RNA of Ilyonectria robusta, 639 nucleotides long. RefSeq lists its product as uncharacterized. NCBI's taxonomy places the organism in Eukaryota, Fungi, Ascomycota, Sordariomycetes, Hypocreales, Nectriaceae. The transcript has a single exon. Bases 1 to 639 code for a protein of 212 amino acids. The record is from RefSeq and is a predicted model, not a curated record.
AUGAACAAGCCAACCUCUAGAACGACCAAUUUCGCUCAAGGGAAGGUCGUUGUCCUCAACGGCUUCCCUGGGACUGGGAAGUUUACCAUACUCCGAUACCUGCAGGACCACAGUUGGCGGGGCAAGACAUGGAGUCGACUCAUUGACAAUCAUCUCCUAAUCGAUCCGGUUCAGGCGGUGUACCCUGAUCGUGGUCAAGCCCAUUAUCAACUACGGCGCCAGAUGCGAGAUAUCAUCUUCUCUUCUCUCCGAGAAGUUGUUGGAGAAGGACAUCUGAUCUUGAUGACUGCUUGUCUGGCGGAAAAUGAAGCCGAUAGGCAGGUUCUGAAAGAGCAUCUCAACCUCGUCCGCGACACGGACAUCCCCUUAUACUGGAUCAAUGUCCACUGUGACCUUGGUGUUUUGGAACAGCGAGCUACGAGCAUAGAGCGGGUUCAGGGCACGAAACCGAAGUUGACUAAUUUGCAGACAUUACGCAAGUUGGUCGAUGAAAAUCAGCUCCUUCGUCCUUCAAUAACGGACAAUAUCAACCUAGUCACAAAGUCUCUGGAUGUCAGUGGGAGUAUAGAGGAAGCUGUGAAUGGUGUUGAAAUGAUUAUUACCGACUCAGAACCCGUAACUCAAUAUCAAAGUUCAUAA